GGGGGGUCCAAUGGAAGCCUUCGUCGUAAAGUGGAGAAGACAAUCGAGUGAGAUUUAAGCUGAUAAAUCUUGACACAUUCAGUUAAUGUUAAUAUAAAUCUGGUUUUCCCGCCUCGGCCCGGAGCCUCCGUUCUCCCCCGCCUGUCUGGGAGCCGGUGACCCGCCGGUAGCCGCCGCUGUCCGGCCUUGUUUAUAGUGAUCAGGUCGGUGAGGGAAGCAGCAGGCCCGGCGCCGCUGCUGCUGCUGCUAACGGCCCAGUGGGCUCCGCUCUGGGACGGAUGCUGUUCGGCUCUUUAGCUCAACCAAGAACAUGAACCAGAUGCAACAAUGACGUCCAGAUUUGGGAAAACCUACAGCCGCAAGGGAGGGGAGGGCACGUCCAAGUUUGAUGAGGUCCUGUCCACCAAAAAAGGCACCCUCAGUACCAAAUGGGGAGACACCACCUACAAAGCCAAGGUGGGCUCCAAGCGAGCCGGCGCUCCCAGGAACGACUCGGUCCUGGAGGUUUACAAGAAGCCCCGCCCCUCCGCAGAUGGCCAGGACGACCCGUUCGGCUUCGACAGCGAUGAGGAGUCUAAACCAGUGUCGUCCCGGGCAGGUAGCAAGUCCUCGCCCUCCAAGCCUGCCUCAGCGGAGCCUCCGCAGGCGGAGAGGCCGAGCUUCUCCUCGGAGGUGGGGAGCUGGUCCAGCUUCCAGGGAGGAUCCCACACGGCGCUGUCGGCUGAAGAGACUCUGUGGCCCUCUGGGAAUGGGAAUCAGCUGAGAGUGAUGGAGGACACCGCCCGGUUCUUCAACAGCACCACAGCAAACACAGGAACGUCAUGGCAGAACCCGGCGUCGCCGCAGAACCAGCACAGCUACUCGUGGUACCAGAAUGCUUCAGACAGCGAUAAGCAGCCCCUGUCCCAGACCACCACCCUGAAGUCGGGCUCCAAGGCAGAAUCCACGUAUGACUCCUGGGACGCCAUCGUGGGGCUCCGCCCACAGUCGCCAGUUCAGGAACCUCGGAAGCCGGCCCCCUCGCUCUCCUGGGGUUCCGGUGGUCUUAACUCAGUGCAAAGCCUACACAGGAAGCCCCCGUCUCCUCCGCAGCUGCAGCACCUCGGUGAGAGAAACAACGUAAUGGGGGGGUCUGCCCCCGCUGAGAAAUUCCCCCAGACAUCCGCCUCCGUAUCGCUGGAAAGGAACUCCAACUGCCGGACGUACAGGAGGCCCAACAAGCAGGGUUUUGGCAAAGCCCCGGACUCCAGCAGCUUCGACGACGCAGCCUUUGGCGUCACACCUGAAGCCCCCCAGACCAAAACAACAGGCAGGGGAGGGGGCCGAGGCAGGACGAGGGACUGCACAGUGCUGCAGCCCUCAUCCAUUUCCAUGACUAACGUCACCAACCAGGACAGGGGCAGGGAGGAGUUCCCUGCCGAUGCAGCGCCCCCUAGCGUUGGCGCAUCAGGAGAUACGGCAGAGCUUGGAGAAACGGGAUGGCAGCGGAAAAAGACGGAAGCGCAGCAGCCGAGUUCUCUUGUCAGGCCCAAGCAGACCAAGUCAAAGGACGACCUGUUCGGCUUCGACGACACGGAUUUCGAUCAGGGGGAAAACAGCGGCGACAGCACAGACGGCAGGUCCAGCUACAAAAUCCAAUACUUUGGCUUCGAUGACAUGAGCGACAGUGACGGCGCGGACGACGACUCUGAACCCCACCUGAGGAGGAAGGUUAUGCAGCCUGCCGUCUCCACGGUGACCCCAGCGCUUACGGCGAAGGAGGCGACGGGCGACGAUGUUCCAGAUCCGUUUGAGAGGCUGGAGAGCAGAGAGAGUCUGCAGGUCUGGGAGAAACCAGCCAGCAGGGAGAGCAAGAAGACCUCUGAGAGGCUGGACAGGAAGCCGCAUCGAGGUACGGUGGACUUCUCAGAAGACAGCCUUCGAGUGCUGGCGAGCGGUCCCAGGAGGCCGGCCAUGGGCAAGCAGGCGGAGAAGAACCCCGACACGUUACGGAGAAUCUUCAGUGCACACAAGAAGUCUCCCACCAAAGCCGUGUACAACGCCAGACACUGGACCAUGGAGAGCGAGGAGGAGCCGCCGCCGCCUUUCUUCUCUCGUUCACAUUCCAACCCGGCGACCGUGGCAACUGGGAGCUCCACCAAGGAGCCCGCCGAGGCCCAGAGGGACGACGGGGUCUUCAAGGCUCCGCCCCCUCCUCCAAAGGUCACCAAGUGUGUCACUGUUCCCACAGACCCGUACCAGGACACGGUCACAGCACUAAAGUGUCAUAAAGAACACAAAGAGCUUUACACAGUGGUCCAGCAUGUGAAGCACUUCAACGAUGUGGUGGAGUUUGGAGAAAACCAGGAGUUCACCGACGACUUUGAGUACCUGGCCACCGGUCUGAAGAGCGGGCAGCCCCUCAACACCCGCUGCCUCAGUGUGAUCAGCCUGGCCACUCGCUGCGCCAUGCCCAGCUUCAGGAUGCACCUCCGAGCCAGAGGGAAGGUAGCUCAGGUCUUCAAGACGCUGAAUGACGCUCCUCAGCUCCCGAACCUGGCUCUCUGCACGGCGGCGCUGAUGUACAUCCUGAGCAGAGACCGGCUGAACAUGGACCUGGACCGAUCCUGUUUGGACCUGAUGAUCCGGCUCCUGGAGCUGGACCAGGAUCACGGCGCCGGGACGGAGCCGGACUCCAGCAUCCAGUUUAGUGCCAAAGAGCUAGCAAAGAUCAAGGAGAAGAUCCGGAAGCUGUGCGACACGGUGCACAACAAGCACCUGGACCUGCAGAACAUCACGACGGGACAUUUGGCCAUGGAGACACUGCUGUCCCUGACCUCGAAGCGAGCAGGGGACUGGUUCAAAGAGGAGCUGCGGCUGCUGGGAGGACUGGACCACAUCGUGGAUAAAGUGAAAGAGUGCGUGAAGAACCUGGACCAGGAGGAGAAGCUGGUGUCGUCGCUGUGGGGAGCAGAGCGCUGUCUGCGGGUGCUGGAGAGCGUGACGGUCCACAACCCAGAGAACCAGAGCUACCUGAUUGCCUACAAGGACUCGUCGCUCAUCGUCUCCUCUGCAAAGGCUCUGAGGAGGUGUGAGCAGAUGAUCCAGAGGUACAGCCGGCAGAGCAGCUCAGAUGGAGCGCCGUUGGGGAAGGCGGUGGAGGACUGCAUGAGGGCCAUCAUCGGAGUCCUGCUCAACCUGACGCACGAUAACGAGUGGGGCAGCACCAAGGCGGGCGAGCAGGACGCUCUGAUAGAGACGGCGCUCAACUGCGUCCUCAAAGUCCCCCAGUUCCUUCUGCAGGAGCAGAGAUUUGACAUCAGAGUUCUGGGUCUGGGUCUGCUCAUCAACCUGGUGGAGUACAGCGCCAGGAACAGGUACUUCCUGAUGGAGAUGGAGAUGGAGGGGGGCCAGGGGCCUUGUGACUCCACCGUCCUGCUUGGCGAGCAGCAUCAGGACCUGGGCGGCAGCGGCGGUCCUCUCAGCGCCAUCGCUGCUCUGGUGCAGGUACGGUUCCCUCCUGAGACGGCUCAGAUUAAACCUCAGCGAGGCGCUCUGAUCCAACUCCUCCCGUCUCCUCAGCUCUUCCUGCAGCGUGAGCGAGCCGCCGUGCUGGCCGAGGCGCAGACCGAUGACCUCAUCAAAGAAGCCCCGAAGCCCGCGCUCGACCAGAGCGGGGAGUGGCAGGAGACCGGAGGAGAGAUCCAGUGGGUCGCCAACGACAACGCCUCUGAGAAACAGGACGAAGGCAAGAAGAAGGACGAAGAGGAGGAUGAGCCGCUGGAUCUGAACAAAGCUCUGCAGCACGCGGGGAAGCACAUGGAGGACAGCAUCGUGGCGUCCUACACCGCCCUGCUGCUGGGCUGCCUGUGCCAGGGGAGCCCGAUGAAUGUGACGACCGUCAGGGAAAACCUGCCGAAAGGAGAUUUCUCCAUCAUGACAGAGAUGCUGAAGAAGUUCCUGAACUUCAUGAACCUCACAUGUGACGUCGGCACCGCGGGACAGAAGUCUAUUUCCCGGAUCAUCGACUACCUGGAGCACUGCUAGAGCCUGCUGCACACACUGGGACAGGCUCCGCCUCCUCCAGUUAUAGGCCCCUCCCACCGCUCCCCCUGAGCUCCCUCCACCUCUGCACCAGUUUGUUCCCCAGGAUGUCUGUUCUCUGACUGGUUUCUGCCUGGGAUGGAAGUUCUGUGAAGGUUCCAGUCUGACCUGAGUGUCUGCUGCCCCCUCCCCCCGCCCCCCCGGGUCCCCAAAGCUUCCAGAGAUGACGCUCCUCCUCCUCCUCCUCCUCCUCCUCCGGGUUCUGUGGUGGAGAUGCUGAGGAACCAGAGGUGCUGAAAGCACAGAAGCUGAUCAGAACCAAAGACUGAUUGGAGGAAACGUUCCUGUGGGCGGAGCUACUUUCCUCCGUCUGGAAAGCCAAUCAGACCACAGGUCCUUCAUCUACUUCCUGUCCUCAUGCGCCUCCUCUUCUCCAGGCUGCAGCUCCUGCUCACCUUUGGCCCCAGAUGACCAGAAAGAUCUUUAGCUCCUAGAAUAUCUGCUCUCACUUUGACAAACCGUCAUCUGGACGCCUGUCAAUCAGGUCUAGCUAUGAGCUGAGCUUCAUCUAACAGGAAGUGACAGGAAGAACGCACCGUGACCCAAACGGCGCUCUAAACCUGAAGGAAACGAGAACCAUUAACCUGCUUUAUAGAAGAGAAGGUCUCUAGAUGUGACUCUGGUUUCUCUAGCUCUAGGUAUGAAGGAGGUUAAAGGAGCAACAGUGAAACGUUCACCUCCCAGCAACGCUGAACCUGAUUGGCUCCUCAGAUCCUGAUUGUUCAUGUUUGGAGGGGAGCUCAGCGGAGGAGGGGCCGACCAGCAGCAGAGCCUCCUGCUGCAUCUGAGCGACUCGUUCUAGAAAACAUUUUCUAUUCUGUUGGACUUUGUUACAUCAAAGGUUUUUUUUAAUGUUUCUAAAUCAGUUCAAAGCAUCAAACACAUUUCAGUCACACUCCUGUUCUCAGAAGUUUACAGAGCUUUAUUCCUGGACGUCUGCAGAGUGAAUGGAACAGCUUUCUGUACAUAGAUCCUGUACAUAGAUUCAAUGGGGGUGGGGUGGGGUGGGGGGGUAAAUUUAAUUUUAGAUGCUAGACUUUUCUGGAUCGGACUCUAUUUUUCUUUUUCUAAAGCUUUUUUCUCCCGGUUGUUUUGGACGGAUGGACAGACAGCUUCUGCAGGAAACUUGAUCUUUGUACCAAUUUGCAGAUUUGUGUUUUUGGUUACAUGUAAAUAAUUUUAAGAUAAUAAAAAUUGCUACUUUCAGUAACUAAUGGAAUGUUUUUAUUCAUUUCUGAUGAGAUUAAAAUUUCCUCACCGAAUGAACAUAAAGAGCCGCUUUCAAACAGGAA
Molecule: messenger RNA, 5375 nt
Organism: Cyprinodon variegatus (sheepshead minnow)
Lineage: Eukaryota; Metazoa; Chordata; Actinopteri; Cyprinodontiformes; Cyprinodontidae
Product: wings apart-like protein homolog
Exons: 19
Coding region: 328-4026 (1232 amino acids)
Biological process (GO): regulation of chromosome condensation
Source: RefSeq, a predicted model, not a curated record